Molecule: messenger RNA, 4650 nt
Organism: Dreissena polymorpha
Lineage: Eukaryota; Metazoa; Mollusca; Bivalvia; Myida; Dreissenidae
Product: adhesion G-protein coupled receptor D1-like
Exons: 24
Coding region: 337-3393 (1018 amino acids)
Biological process (GO): cell surface receptor signaling pathway; adenylate cyclase-activating G protein-coupled receptor signaling pathway
Cellular component (GO): membrane
Molecular function (GO): G protein-coupled receptor activity
Source: RefSeq, a predicted model, not a curated record
ACUGUCCAUUAUGACCUUAUUUAAUUGGAUAAUGUAAUAAAGGGAUGGUUUAUAAGGACAAUUUUAAGAAUGGAAAUAGGAUUUUGAACGUUAAGCUAAUGAACGAGAGUUUUUUGCGCGCAUCGUUUACGGAUAAUGCGGCUAUUGUACGUAGUAUACGAGUUUCUGUUGUUAUAAAUAAAGUCAUGUUCAUUUAAAUGUAAUCAUGUUAAAGUAUUAUGAUUUGCUUACGUAAUAUACGAGUAACAUGUUAAAAUGUUUUGCCUUAGAAAGAUAACUGAAAUCAAUACGUGUUAUGUAUGUCCGUAGAUCGAUAUUUCACUCAUAUACGUCAAGAUGCUUGAACACGUGUGGCUUACCAUAUUGCUUGUGGUGUCAUUUGAAGCUACCAGUCACAGCUCGGAGACUUGCUUGAUGGAUUAUGGCCACGCUACCUUGACAGCAAAUGUUUCACUAAAACCAUCAGAUAACAUGUUUCUGAACUGUACAAAUUAUGUGAUAACGUUAGACUUUCGUUCCUGGGCAUAUAAUUUUUCAACAGAACCAAUAUCGAUAUAUUAUCCAAACUAUAACAUCAACGUAUGUGAAAAUAGCAGUAGCCGCGUAAUGAUGGACUACGUUUGUCCAAAAUCCAGUAAAACGAUUGGAAACACGACGUGGUUCAAUAGUACACUUUUGAAAGUCCAAACCCUACGAGUUUCAUUCGAGAACAUCAAUGGGUCAAAUAUUGAACUGAAUAUCAUGUUUCCUAAUCACCCUUGCCUGCAUUGCCCAAUGAGUGAUUGCCACCAGAUGAAGGCAGUGGGUGCGACCAAGACAUUUGCAGAAGUUUUUGAGUGCAAAUCUACAGCAACGAUACCAACUACUUCAUCAACUGUGACAACUGUUGUGACAACUACAGCUCAUUCUCCAACCAGUACACUUUUCACUGAACCUGUUGAAGAACACUGUGGCGUCGACACUACAAUCUUUGGAAGGAUGGCGGUUACAUGGCCACCUACCAUCACAAAUGAGACAUCAAUGCGCCCAUGUCCUAGGGCAGAUGGAAUUGCAACAAGAAAAUGUGAAUACAGUUCGGCGUCUACACCACCGUACUGGGGACAUCCUGAUAUGAGUAACUGUGUUAGCCAAUCAUUCACCGAUAUAAAGACUAAAACAAAAAGGCUUUUCGAAAAUAAAGUAUCAUCUGCUGAUAUACUUGAAAUUGCGAAAGAUAUCCGAAGGUCGAUCUUCAACCAGUCCGGAGUGUUGCUGUAUGCAGGCGACCUCACAGUAGCCACUGACUCUGUCCAUGUAAUAGCACAGGCGAUUAAAAAUAUCGACGCAGUGGAAGCAAAUCUCAUCGAAAUAACUCAGACUUAUGGUGCAGCGAUUGGCAGUAUUAUUGACCCCAAAUUGUCGGAUGUUUGGACAUAUACAAGUGCGCAGGGCUACCUUGACAGCAAGGUGACGUCUAUAUUAAGCUCUGUUGAGCAGCUAUCGACGCAUGUUGCGGAGCACGCGGCAAACCUACGCACGGCCCGAAGAAAGAGAGAGACAUUCCAAGAAACGACACUGUUCGAAGGCAUUGACAAUAACCUGAGGUACAGAGUGAGUGUUCUAGACAGGCAGUUUAACUUUGACACCUUUGACACAUCCCACCUUGGGAGAGAGGCUUCAAUCAUCUUACCACAAGAGGUUUUUAACAAGUCCCUCGUGAAAACAAGCGAUCGAUUUAUUCACGUCCUUAUUGCUUCGUUUCCUACACUGCCAGAAUUGAUGAGAGAAACACAGAACAAAAGGACUCAGGCGGAUUUAAGGAGUUUUAAUUCUGAGUUGACAAAAUUCCUGGCCUCUGGCGUUUUGACUGGAAAAAUAUUGAACGUUCCUGAAGUCGUGUUUUCACAGUUGGAAUCACCCAUAAGGAUACAAUUUCUUAUCCAGAAUGAAAGCGUUCACGUUGAAGACAACUCUCUGAAACAGUCAUGCGUAUUCCUUAACAUGUUGGCAACAUCGACCGAGAACAAGUGGUUGACCACUGGUUGUACAAAAAGUGUAUCGGAGAGUAACAACUCACACGUUGUUUGUUACUGCAACCAUAUGACAAACUUUGCUGUUUUAAUGGAUGUUUACUCAAUUGAGGAGAAGAUAGAUCAAGGCAAUUUGAAAGCGCUAACUUAUGUGUCAUACGCUGGCGGAGCAUUGUCGGUCUUGUGCUGCCUGAUAUCAAUAUUAGUUUUCGAAUGUGUGAGAUUGAAUUCCCAGCGCGUGCGAAUUAACGAACAGUUGGCGAUCACCAUCAUCUGUCUCCAAAUGUUCUUUCUAUUUGGAAUUGACAGAACGGAAAAUAGGACCGCAUGUUUAGCGAUGGCAAUAUGUUUACACUAUUUCCUUCUCGCCUUGUUCUGCUGGAUGUUAGUGGAAGGUGCAAACCUGUACCUUGUCCUCGUCAAGGUGUUCAAAUCGAGAUCACACCUGAAAACAUACAUGGCUGUUGGUUGGGGAGUUCCUCUUGUAGUAGUCGGUGUAUCCGCUGGUAUUCUGCACGAGGAGUAUGGAUCAGGAACAAUUUGCUGGGUCUCCAACAACGUCCUGAUGAAAGCAGUUGUCCCUCCAAUCGUGUUCGUUAUAUUGGUAAACACGAUAGUAUUAAGUGUUGUUAUGAGAAUCAUGUUCAAGUCGAUGUCAAAGGGAUCGAAGACGACAAUUGAUGAAAGAUCUUCCGCUAAAUCUGGCCUCAAGGCCGCGGCUGUGUUACUUCCGGUGUUGGGACUGACGUGGGCGUUAGGCUUUCUGUCCAUCACGAACAAAGAGACACUCAUCUUCACGUAUUUGUUCACCAUACUGAACUCGCUACAGGGGGUAUUCUUCUGCGUAUUCCACUGCCUUCUUAGUUCAGAUGUGCGAAAAGCUUAUACGAGAAGAAGUGAACGACUGAGCCAAAAGCGCUUGACAACAACCUCCCUAUCUGGACGGGCGACCAUGAGGCGAUCAUCUGAGCUUGACUCCUACAGCAAAGCGUCGGUGCGAACAUCUACGACAGCUGUUUCAACGCUCGAAAGGCCGAAAUCGUACCAGAAGACUGACUUUUACGACUCUCGACUAGAUUCCCAAUCGUUGGACGAAGUUUUCUACGCUAACCCGAAGCGUGACACAUCAGUACACGGUGAUGGUAAUCAGUUACAUCGGAACAGUUUUGAUGCAGAUCCGAUAUUCUACGACCAAGAUGAUUCUUACCAUAACCAUACCGCUAAUAAUAUAGUUCGUACACCUGCAAUGAACGGCGACGAAUCAACCAAUGGGUACAUCCUUUAUUACGGACACGGAAGAUUAGAGACUGGUCGGGCAAUGCCACACUACACUGACUUCACAAAGAAUGAUUUCGCGGAUAAUUAUGCCAAGGUUUCCAAAUAAGAGAAGAUCUGAACAUUGAUCAAAUGUUCCAUAAAAUACAAAGAUACCGCUUAAAACUACGAAGAAGUUGUAAGAUAUUAUUAACUGACUUAUUUUAGACAUCUACAAUCAACACGUGUCUUAACAAAGAAAAAUAAAAUCAAUGUUUAUAUGAAAUGACCUUCCACGGUACAUAUAAUACCGAUAUGGCUGGUGACGUGGGUUAUCAACUCCCAUCAUGAACGAUAUGGCGGUUGACGUGGGUUAUCAACUCCCAUCAUGAACGUUCUAAAUGUAUUGAGUUGUGUGUUGUAAUUAUGGCAAGUAAUGUAUUGGUGACGCGGAAAGAGAGUUUAGUUACUUGGUAAAGAUGUAAUAUACGUUAAAUACAAUAUCAUCUACAUCUAUGUAGGAAAUUGCUUUAAAUACGCAAUAUUAGAAAAAAAAUUAAACGUCCAAAUUUUAAUCAAAAUCGGAACCAUUAGGUCACUGAACGUUAAAAUCUUACAUGUUAAUUGGAAUCUAUGAAGGAUAUUAAUAUCAGUACAAUAAAAUCGAUCUAGCCCCUCACCUUUAAGUACUUUAUUGUAUUGGUACUUUUAAAAACGAAAACACCUUUAUAUCUGUGAUAAAUCAUCGCUUGGAUAUAAUUACACAAACACACAAACAACUUACUGGAUUCAUAAAUACAUAAUAAAGGAGUAAUAAAUAAUCCAUAUUAAUGAUGAUGAAACACGAUAUCUUAAUGAUGCAGAAACUCAAAAUAAAUGCAUAUAUUUAUUUCGUUUACUUUCGAAAUAAGUAAGUCACAUCAACAUGAGUAUUUCUACUGUUUGAAGCAUUUCAUGACGAGAAUAAAUAAUAAUACAAUAUUUUAAUCUGAACUAAAAUCUUCAAAGUGAUAUAUUUAUAUCGGCAGUCAAAAACGCCUGUGCCACAUGAUUUUUAAAAGCUAUUUAAGAACUUAAGUACGUCAAAAAAUCCGAAACACCGUAACAAAAAACUGCUGCGUUUAUAUCAGCCUUCAGGACUGAAUUCCAUGAACUGGCAUGUUGUCGAGACCAUCUUUUACGGGCGAUGUAUCGAACAUCAUAUCAUGCUUCUCUUCAAUUUAGCAUAUGAUUCGUUAAACUAUGUACUUAGUAAUGAAGAUACAUAAGACAGACGGAUAUAUCACAAGAAAAAAAUAAUAAACUGUAUGUUAAUUUUUAUUGAAAGUUGAGCUAUUAUCAUGCAUAUUUUAAUUCCAAAUAAAAGGUAUAUUAUUACCACAAAGCG